AUGUGGCACAAUGGUACCGACGCUCGUCGGCGGUCCAGCGAGCAGCAGCAGUCUCCGCCGCAACAGCACCAAGUGAGCGAGGCGCAGGGCAUUCCAGAUGACAUGCAGGGCGACGUCAUGAACUUCUCUGAUCUGGACCUAGCACAACUCGGACUCCCCUCUGAAAUGGGCAUGAUGGGCACCACAGAGGAACUCCAAGGCAGCCUGUCGGCGAUGCAUCCUUUCGAUGUGAACCCCUCGCACUCGUACCCUGGGUCCUACUCAGGGGAACCUCUUACCUUUGACAACCUGGAUCUAUCCUUUGAUGCCCUUCCGCCGGACGAUCCCAUGACCUCUUUUCACAGCCAAAGUGCAACGCCAGAGAUGCCUCAUACCUGGCUCGACAACGGCAGCAACGACAUCAACAACAGCAGCACCCCUCCUGAGCCGAGGCCACGCAUGCCUCAGGGUACACGGAGUAACGAUUCCCUCCGAUUCAGCCAUCCCUCCAGCCUCGGCAGCCCGCGGCCUCUCAUGGCUUCCCAUCGGCAGCCCACCUUGCCACGGCGAAGAAGUCGAUAUCUCCGAAACAGCGGCGAGCCGGCGACUACGUCGUCAACGCCCCUCACGAUCCCGACGACACCGGCGGCUAUGACGGAUAACGCCCUCGACCCCAUGCAACGAUGGCAGGAGUCGCCGCCAGAGAACGAGGCCGCGUCUCUCAUGGCCAUUGCAGGCGCUCUCCGCCAGCAGCAACGCGAUGCUCCAGGCAUGGCAGCGGCAGCAAACUACAACAGCAGCAGUCGACCGCGUGGCAGCCGGCCCACGUCGCAGAGCAGUUUCGGCAGCCGAACGAGCCACUCGUCGCGGUCCGUCACAUCGGCGCGCUCAUCCAACCUCCCGAGCACCUUGCGGCGGUCCUCCGGAUCCCGUGGCAACCGCAUCGGCCGGCCGAAGCGCGACCGCAGCCCGAACCUCCCGGGCAAGGCACCCAAGGACCGGCGGCCUUUCCAGUGCACCUUCUGCUGCGACACGUUCAAGAGCAAGUACGACUGGGCGCGGCACGAAAAGUCGCUUCACCUGUCCCUCGAGUCUUGGCACCUGCGGCUCGCGCAUAAGCUCGAGACGACGCCGCUCAUCGACGGCUGGAAGGUCGAGGCCCCCGCCGUCGCGGCGCGCUGCGGCUUCUGCGACGCCCGCAUGGCCUCGUGGCCCGAACGCGUCGAGCACCUGGCCCGUCACUUCAAGGCCGGCGCACUGAUGCAGGACUGGGUCGGCGAGCACGGGUUUGACCCCGAGAUUGCCGCCCGCGUCGUCAACGACUUGCCGCCCUACCUCAUCGGCCUCGAGUCGCGCGCCCCCGUGCCCUUCUCGUCGACCGACCCCGGCACCAAGGACCACCUGUCGCAGGUGCACGAGAUUAUCAAGAACCAGAACAGAAUGGCCGGUUCCGAGAGCUGGGCUGGUGAGGGCGCGCAGACGGCUGACAUGGGCGGCGGCGCCGAAGACGCCUACCCGACGGCGGCGGGGAUGGAGCAGUCUUCCGGCGAGGCGCUGCCGGCCACCUUUCACGACACAUUGGCAGUGCACCUCGGCCGAUUCGCGCGGCAUCAGAUGCGCAUGGGUAUCAUACCGACGGAUGAGAUGUUCCGCGAAGAGUCGAGACGGAUCGUCUAUGGUUCGGCGGACCCCUUUGACUGGACCAUUGCCGAAAGCGACCACUGGCUCGCCGGCUUUCGGGAGAGGCAUGUCAAGGGUUCCGAGAGCCCUGCUGCGCCUUGA
This is a messenger RNA of Verticillium alfalfae VaMs.102, 1761 nucleotides long. RefSeq lists its product as hypothetical. The record is from RefSeq and is a predicted model, not a curated record. The coding region runs from base 1 to 1761 and encodes 586 amino acids. The transcript is spliced from 3 exons. Lineage: Eukaryota; Fungi; Ascomycota; Sordariomycetes; Glomerellales; Plectosphaerellaceae.